UACUGGAAAAGUUAAUUAUCAAUUGUUUUUCAACUAUCUAAUCGAAGUUCCUUUUUAAAAUACGAUCUGGUCAAUUUGAUCUACUAAUUAAUUGAGUCGGAAUAAUUUAAACUGAAAGAGAAUACUCUUGUUAACAAUGUAUAGCUAUAGCUAUAGCUGUGUAGCAUUCGCUCGCUGAUGUUUUUGAUAAGGUAGUAAACGAGUAGGCAAAGGGCAAGAUGCUAAAAAUCUGGAAAGCCUAUUGCGCAUGCGUAGCGUCUUUCUGGUCCAGGUAAUCCAGCUGUGUGGAUAAUACAUAAAGGUCUAAUUUUGUUGGGUUAUUUUCGCUAUUUGUUUGACAAGGAAGAAAAGUCAUGUCCGAAUCGGAAGAAAGCGAAAAUCGAGAAAAAGCUUAUGAUACUAUAUCAAAAGAUGAGAAGCAGAAUCGACCAAUACAUAAAGCUAAACGUACCGAGAGAAAAUGCCUAAAGGAAAUGGUCGAGAACAAAGCAACCAAGGAGAAGGACGAGGAGACGUCAGAAGACGAGAUUGAGCAGGUUGACGUCUCCCAAUUGCCUCAAUUCGUUAUCAAUUUUGGCUUAAGGGUAUUGAACGGUUGUUCGAGAGCCUUAGGCCUAAUUAAAAAUCUAUUCUUCUAUUUUUGCAAAUCGGUAUUUAACGCCUUACCAUCAACGCUGUUUCUUGUUUUCAUCUAUCUAUUCGACUCUAUUUUUUAUGUCGAGGAAUCUAAAUUAGAGGACAAGUUCAGAUACAUCACGGAAGCUCACGUAUGGACGCCCGUGCCGUUGUUAGCAAGCUGCUUCUCUAGCUGUGGAAUACCCGUUAACAAGCGGAAGAAAUUUGAUAGAAAUUCCCUGGAUUUCUCUUUAAUAUUUUUCCUCAAUUCCCUUAUAUCAACCUUUGUUCUACCCGACCAGUAUGUACAUUGGAUAAGAUCGGCUAUUUUUGGAUGUUUCGCCUUCAGGCAAGUUUUUUCUAUACCAUAAGGGAGAAAGUAUUAAUAAAAAUAUACUCGUUUAACAUCUUUUCUUUACAGGAUGCUUAUAUGGUUUUGUUUGUGCCUUGGAAUAACAAAUUUUCAAGAGCGUCUCUCGAAAGUCUGCACAGCUUUCAAUAUCAUCUUAAUAAUGACCAAUUGCAUAGUUGCAAUCAUGUUUGCCAAUGACAACCAAGUAAACAAACUACAAACCAGUGAUAUAAGAGAGCAAAGUUGGUUUUGAAUUAAACCUUAAAUGAUAAAAUUAAAGAAAAAGGAAAUACUUAGACUGUUUGUUUACUUUUUGAUCGAAGUAGUAUUUUUUCUGCAUUACAACAUAGAAAAAUAAGAUAUAGAUGUAGAUAUGCAUAGUUUGUAAAUAAACUAUAUUACUC
Molecule: messenger RNA, 1371 nt
Organism: Dimorphilus gyrociliatus
Lineage: Eukaryota; Metazoa; Annelida; Polychaeta; Dinophilidae
Source: the annotation of a GenBank genome assembly